AGCCGAGCCCGGUUCACACAGCCCGCGGCCGCGCUGCCUUAAAUAGCCGAGCGGCGGGCAAGUCUGCGCGCGGGCCUGCAGCCUGAGACCCGAGCCGGGGAGCGUGGGACGCCGCGCGCCCGCCCGCCGCCGGCGGCGCACCCCGCCGGGCCCCGGAGGCGCACCAUGCCUGCGGACACCCCAGGGAAGCCGAGGGCCUCGCCGCUGGCAGGAGCGCCGGCCAGCGCCAGCCGAACCCCGAAUAAGCCCCGGAGUGCGGCGGAGCACCGAAAGUCCUCCAAGCCGGUCAUGGAGAAGCGGCGCCGAGCGCGCAUCAACGAAAGCCUCGCGCAGCUCAAGACCCUCAUCCUGGACGCUUUCAGGAAGGACAGCUCCCGCCAUUCGAAGCUGGAGAAAGCAGACAUCCUGGAGAUGACCGUGAGGCACUUGCAGAGCCUGCGGCGAGUGCAGGUGACAGCCGCGCUCAGCGCCGACCCCGCGGUCCUGGGCAAGUACCGCGCCGGCUUCAACGAGUGUCUCGCGGAGGUGAAUCGCUUCUUGGCCGGCUGCGAGGGCGUCCCGGCCGAAGUGCGCUCUCGCCUGCUCGGCCACCUGGCGGCCUGCCUGGGCCAGUUGGGGCCCUCGCGCCGCCCCGCCCCGGCACCCCCCGCUGCAGAGGCCCGCGCGCCCGAGGUCUACGCGGCUGGCCCGCCGCUCCCGGCUUUCGACGGCCCCUUCCCCCUGCUGCGCCCCGGGUACGCCUUCGCGCUGCGGCUCCCGCCGGGCCUGACCGGGACGCCCCCCACCGUCCCUAGGGCGGGGCUGCAGAACCGGGGCGCGCCCUGGAGGCCUUGGCUGCGCUGAGGCUGCACACGGUUCUGGGGCCGUGGCCUUUGCUGAGAGCGUGCCUGAGAAUAUUUGUUUCCAGAGGCCGCGUGGAGGGAGCUUUGAUCUUUUCUUUGUGAAGACUCUAGGGUGGCGUUUCUCUCAGCCCUUAGUUCUGGGGCUCUGCUGGUUACUUUGCGCCAGACUUCGGGGGCAGGACUGCGGGUGGCCCAUCCCCCAGCUUCUGUACCCUGCCUUUCCUCUACCCCAAGGCUUGGCCGAUGUGCCUGCCUCUGUGGAGGAGCCAGCGACCCUCCUGGAAGCACUAGGAAUGUGAGAAGCCACUGAGGAGGCCCAGGAAAGCGACAACUAGUCAUCACAUUUUCUGGAAUGUAUCCCAAUGUCAGAAAGCAGUCUUGGCGGCAUCAUUGGGCAAGGUUGGUUGGUUUGUGUUUUAAAGUACUUUACCCUACUCUCACUCCUGUGGACCUUAGAAGGUGGAAACAUUGUCACUUCUUGUCCUGGGCUGCUGAGCUGUGGGGAGAGGUGAUCAUGGCUUGAAGCUUCUGGCUUGGUGCACUGGUUCUGGCUUGGUCCAUUUCCUACUUUGUUCUUAUGGUUCAACAAAAAGCUGCCUGGACUGAGCCUGCCCCAGGCCAGUGUGCACAGGAGAGCCAACAGGAGAGACUGGCUGAGUCCUGAGGACAGGGAACUGGAGCAAGACUGGCCAAGAGCAUUUAAUGUCAGGGCUUGUGUGUGGGGGUACUGUCCCACCAGAGUCCAGUCCUGCUGUGUACCCUGGGAGGGGAGGUCUCCUUGGUAGUGGGAAAAGACUGGAGGGUGGUCCUGCGCAUGCCUCUGUCCUGAGCACCUGCUGUGUGUCAGCCCUACAGUCCCGGGCAGUAGUGCUGGGCAGCAUUGGACAUCAGCCCUGGAGUCACUGUCCCAGAUCACAGGUCUCCCUCAGCUGCUGCUGGGGGCUAUGCUCCAGUUACAAUGAGGGGGUGAUCUGAGUCAUACAAGUUCAGACUGGAGUGUCUCACCCUGAGCCCAUCAGAGGUUGAGCCAAGAUUCAUUUCCCUACUGCAGCUAAGUUCAUCAGAUGGUAGCCUGCCGCCUACCUGGCCAGGGCCCAUCAAGGAGAAAGAGGGUGAGUCACUGCUAGAGGUUAGCCUGCUUCUCCAGUGGCUUCCAUGGUUGUGCUAGAGGCAGGAUUCACCUGGGCCCUCCUGCAUUUAGCCAUGCUCACCUGGCAGGGAUCUCCAGGUCCCUGCCAAGCCAUCACUCUUGGCCCUCUGAUCUCCUUGCCCAUCUUCCCAAGAGUCCAGGGCCUUGGUCAGUGGUCCUAAAUGGUGGCAGUUGCUGGGCCAGGUACUAUAUCCUUGGAGUUUUAUACACUCAGUGAUCCUGGCCCUAGGGGAGCUUCAGAGUAGUCUCUCCUUCAGAGCUGUGGCACUAGCAGGACUGUCAGGGAGGAAUAGUUGAUUAGGCCUAGAAAGCUCUCUUGGGCAGGAGACCAGCACAGGGUCCAUUGCUGAAGCUGGAAGCUCAGUUUGGUUGGGGGAGGAGAGCUGCUGAGGGUCUCAGGGCAGAAGCUUGGGGGAGGGGUGUGGCACUUUGGGAUGUGAAGCCUGAUGGGUGAUUAGGGGGGUGGUUAGGGUCUGUACAAAGUGGGCCCCUCACAUCCUGCAGGAAAAAGAGGGAUCUUCCUACCUGCGUGGUGGCCACCUGGGGAAAUCACCUGGAACUUGGGCCAUCAUGCUCUCACUACUCCCAUGAGAGGGCAGCGGGAACUUGGCCUCCUGGCCCCCACCCACCCAUACCUCUUACUUCCUACUUCUGGUCCUCUCAACACUGUGGCCAAAGGGAGCUGUGCCAUGAGGACCCUCAAGGUUCUGUGGGGGACCACACACAGUCCCACAGACAGGCAAGCUCCCUGGUGCUCUGUCCCUUUGAAUCAGCCUCCCUGCUGGUGCCGUCUCCUUACUCUCCCCCUGGAGGCAGCCACUGUGGGCUCCAGAGGCUAAGGCCGUAUCUGUGUCACUCCCUUUGUUCCUAGCACCUGCUUGGGACACUUAAGUUCAUAGUGACCUGAUUGAUUAAAUGAAAGUUAGAGUCUGGAGGUUUGGAAGAGUUUUUGAAGUAUAGUUGACAUACAGUGUUGUAUUAAUUUCAGGUGUACAAGGUAGUGAUUCGACCAUUGCGUACAUUAGACAGUGCUCAUCACCAUGAGUAGUCACCAUCUGUUAGGGCGCAAAGUUAUUGUAGUAUUACUGACCAUUUCUCAUCUUUGUGACUUAUUUAUUAUAUACCAGGAAGUUUCUACCUCCUAAUUCCCUUUUGCCUGUUUCACCCACCCCCCCCCUUCACCUUUCCUCUGAGAACCACCAGUUUGUUUUCUGUAUUUAGGAGUAUUUUUUUAAAGAUUUUAUUUUUAAGUAAACUCUACAUCCAGCAUGGGGCGAUUGAGCUCACAACCCCAAGAUCAGGGAUUGUAUGCUCAACCGACUAAGUCAGCCAUGCACCCCAAGACUCUAUUUUUUGUUUGUUCAUUUGUCUUGUUUUAUAGAUUCCACAUGUUAAGUAAAAACAUACAGUAUUUAUCUUUU
Molecule: messenger RNA, 3413 nt
Organism: Nyctereutes procyonoides (raccoon dog)
Lineage: Eukaryota; Metazoa; Chordata; Mammalia; Carnivora; Canidae
Gene: HES4
Product: hes family bHLH transcription factor 4
Exons: 4
Coding region: 166-843 (225 amino acids)
Biological process (GO): anterior/posterior pattern specification; regulation of transcription by RNA polymerase II
Cellular component (GO): nucleus
Molecular function (GO): protein dimerization activity; DNA-binding transcription factor activity, RNA polymerase II-specific; RNA polymerase II cis-regulatory region sequence-specific DNA binding
Source: RefSeq, a predicted model, not a curated record